This is a messenger RNA of Pelobates fuscus (common spadefoot toad), 1350 nucleotides long. RefSeq names its product ERGIC and golgi 2 (gene ERGIC2). NCBI's taxonomy places the organism in Eukaryota, Metazoa, Chordata, Amphibia, Anura, Pelobatidae. Gene Ontology annotation, cellular component: endoplasmic reticulum; COPII-coated ER to Golgi transport vesicle; membrane. Gene Ontology annotation, biological process: endoplasmic reticulum to Golgi vesicle-mediated transport; retrograde vesicle-mediated transport, Golgi to endoplasmic reticulum. The record is from RefSeq and is a predicted model, not a curated record. The transcript is spliced from 14 exons. Bases 181 to 1317 code for a protein of 378 amino acids.
UGUGCUGACGAGCCCGGAAGUGACGCUUCUGGAAGCUAUGAUUACAGAGUGGCCGUCUAGCGUCUCUUUUUAUUAAAUCGGGGCUGGCCCCGAGAACCGGAGCCGAUCUCUCCCUGUGUCCCUUGCACUUAUUCACUUUGCAGUUUCUUGGUGUUGAAGCCUCAGGGAGAGGUUGGAAAUAUGAGGCGUCUCAACCGCAAGAAGACGCUGAGUCUGGUAAAAGAGCUGGAUGCUUUCCCCAAGGUGCCAGAGAGCUACGUUGAGACUUCAGCAAGCAGGGGGACCGUGUCCCUGCUUGCAUUCUCUGCUAUGGCUCUACUCACUAUUAUGGAAUUUCUGGUUUAUCGUGACACAUGGAUGAAAUAUGAAUAUGAAGUUGACAAAGAUUUUUCAAGCAAACUAAGACUAAACAUUGAUAUCACAGUGGCAAUGCGAUGUCAGUAUAUUGGUGCUGAUGUGUUGGAUUUGGCUGAGACUAUGAUAACUUCAGCGGAGGGCCUUGUGUAUGAGCCGGUGACAUUUGACCUCUCCCCUCAGCAAAGGGAGUGGCAAUGGAUGUUGCAACAUAUCCAGAACCGUUUGCAGGAAGAGUUGUCUCUGCAGGACCUCUUGUUCAAAAGUGCAAUGAAGAGUUCUGUCACUGCUUUGCCUCCCAGGGAAGACACCCCCACAGAGCCACCCAACGCCUGCAGGAUCCAUGGUCAUCUUGAAAUCAAUAAGGUGGCUGGAAACUUUCACAUCACUGUGGGCAAAGCCAUUCCCCACCCAAGGGGUCACGCGCAUCUUGCAGCUCUUGUGAGCCACGAUAGCUACAACUUCUCCCAUCGUAUUGAUCACUUUUCAUUUGGAGAACUCUUGCCUGGGAUUAUCAAUCCUUUGGAUGGAACUGAAAAAAUAGCCAUGGACAGUAACCAAAUGUAUCAGUAUUUUAUUACUAUUGUGCCAACAAAGCUAAACACAAGAAAAGUUUACUGCGACCACCAUCAAUUCUCUGUGACAGAAAGAGAGAGAGUGAUAAAUCAUGCCACUGGCAGCCAUGGUGUAUCUGGGAUUUUCAUGAAAUAUGACAUCAGUUCCCUGAUGGUGACAGUCACUGAAGAUCACAUUCCUCUGUGGAAGUUUCUAGUGAGGCUCUGUGGCAUCAUUGGAGGAAUUUUCACCACUACAGGAAUGAUUCAUGGAUUGGCUGAAUUCUUCAUAGAUCUUAUUUGCUGUCGUCUCAAGCUUGGAGUUUACAGACGUCAUGAAGAUGGCCACGUAGACGGUAUCUCCUCUAACCACUGCACUGCAGAGAACUUCCCUCCGGAUCCACUCUGAGUGAUUUUUAUUGUAAUAAACAUUGAAACUUUU